Molecule: messenger RNA, 554 nt
Organism: Exaiptasia diaphana
Lineage: Eukaryota; Metazoa; Cnidaria; Anthozoa; Actiniaria; Aiptasiidae
Product: integumentary mucin A.1
Exons: 5
Coding region: 118-525 (135 amino acids)
Source: RefSeq, a predicted model, not a curated record
UACAAAUUUUUACAGAGAACAUGCUCAGAGCCUAGCAACCGGCUUUUAGCCAGAAACGGAAUACAAGAUACGAAUUCAUACGAACCGUCUCAAAAUUCAUUUUUAGUGUAUUGAAAGAUGGUGCCGAGAAUCAAGGUGACGUCAYGCGUCAAGGUUCUGUUUGCUGUGCUAGUUGUUUCCUUCUCAGGCUUACAAGAAAUCGAGAGUCUUCAAAUAAAAUUGAAGCGUUCCGUAUCCCAAACAGAUUUCGUUCCCAAAUGUGAUGACAUUGAUCCCUUUAAACGCAUAAAAUGUGGAAACCAACCCACUCGAGGUGGUUGUGAGGCAUUGGGAUGCUGUUUUAACAACCAUGUGAUGGGUGCAGAGACAUGCUUUCAUCUCAAGGGGUCAUGUUCAGCGGUUCAGCCUUGGAGUAGAUUACAAUGCGGUUCUCCUGAGAUGACACGAGAGAAUUGCGAAKCAGAGGGAUGUUGCUAUGACGACACCCUCAUCAAUACUCCAUUUUGCUAUCGUAAAAUAAGAUAAAAGAAAGAGUAAAAUAUUCAUCAACUGUA